AUGGAGUUUGUGAUGCAAAGUGAUUCAGAUGAAGAUAGUGAAGGAGAAGUAGCACCAAAGGGUGAUGUUCCUGCAGAUGAAUUGGUUCAGCUUCAAAGGAUUCCUAAAAUCAAGGAUAACUGGAAACCUGGUAAAUGGUUUGAGUUUUUAGAUGAUGAAGAUGAUGAGGAUUACUUUAAGAGACUUUACAAGAAUGGAGAGAUGUAUGAGGAUGCUGAUUUUGGGAAGAUAGUGCUAAGGCCAUGGAUGAUUUUCACUGAUAAGGCACACUUUAAGGAUACUCUUAAGGAUUUUGCUGUACAAGAGAGAUUUGCAAUUAAUGUGGAGUAUGCUGACAACAAGAGGUAUACAGCAGUGUGCCAAUCUCAAUGUUGUGACUGGAGGCUGCAUGCAAGCAGGCUUUCAGAUGGAAGAACUUGGGCAAUUAAGAAGAUUUGGCCCAAUGUACACACUUGCAUAGGGUUAGAGACAUACAACCCCAUAUGUAAUGUCAAGUGGGCUUCCCAAAAAGUUAUGGAAGACAUCAGAGCUAACCCUGACAUUCCUGGGAAAGCUUUAAUUGAACUUUUAUUCCAAAGAUAUGGAAUCUACAUGAGACAGUCUACUUUGUAUAGGUUAAAGUGUUAUGUAAUUGAGCAGCUCUUUGGAGGCCAUGAUGAGUCUUAUUCAUUGUUGCCCAUGUAUGCUAAAAUGUGUAUUGAGACAAACCCAGAAACUUUAGCAUUUUGUGCAUGGCAAGAAACUGAAUCCCUGCCUAAGCAACUACAAUUCACAAAUGGCAAUAAUGAGAUCUUUCCCAUAGCCUAUGCUAUUGUGAGUCAAGAAGACAAGGAGUCAUGGAGCUACUUCUUCUGGCAUUUGAGAAACAUGAUCAAAGAAUCUUCAAGGGAGCAUUGGACUAUCAUUUCUGAUAGGCAAAAGGGAGUAGAAUUAGCCUUAGACAAUGUAUGGCCAGAAGCUGACAGAAGGUUCUGUUGUAGACACCUUAGUAGGAAUUACAAAAAGAAGUUUCCAGGCCCUAUGAUGUAUGUUUUAUUUUGGAGAGCAUGCAAUGCAACUUCAGCUUUCACAUUCAGGAAAGCUAUGGAGAAGCUGAAGAAAGAGGGAGGUGAUGAUGUCAUGUGUUGGUUUGCUUACUUGGGAGAACAGUCCAAGUGGACUAAGCACAAAUUUAGCCCUAAUGUCUGCAAUGAGACCAACACAUCUAAUUUUGUGGAAAGUUUUAACUCCACACUUGGAGUAAACAGAUGUAGGCCUGUAUUAACUCUGCUAGAAGGAAUAAGGAGGGUCUGUAUGAUAGGGAAGGCAAGCUCAAACUGCAGAGCUUUUAAGUCCAGCCCUGGAGAGUAUGAAAUCCAUGAGGGCAGAUCUCAAUUCCCUUUGAGCCUUAACAAGAAGAUUUGUUCUUGUGGUGCAUGGCAACUUUCAGGAGUGCCAUGUAGGCAUGCAAUUAGGGCCCUAAUUGAUGCAAAAUUGGACCCACAUGACUUUGUUAGUUCUUGGUACUCUGUCAAGACAUACAAGCAAGCAUACAGUACCUGCAUUAAUCCCAUCCCAGACACAGACCAAUGGCCUAUUGAUGACUCAGGCAGAAUUAUCAUGCCACCUAAGAUGAAAAGGGGCAUUGGAAGACCAAGUAGGAAUAGAAAAAGGGAAGAAGGAGAAGUCCAACCAGGCAAGAGAAGCAAAACAGUCAAAUGCUCAAAGUGUGGUUGCUUUGGGCAUAAUAAAGCAACCUGCAAGGGAGGCUUGACUGGGAAAGAGUUGAAGGCAUCUGAGCCUGUUGUCAUCAAAAACCCAAGGGUCAGAGACCAAUCAAAUGCAGCAAAGGCAGCAAAAGCAGCAAAUGAAGCAUUAUCUGAUGCUGCAGCAUCUAAGUCAAGGAAGAAAGGGAAGCAGGUCACUGAUUAUCCAACUGAGUUGAAUGCUUCACAGUUGCCUAGCCAACCAGCAAACCUGUCUCAAGCUUACUCUGACUCUCCAAGUUUCUAG
Chenopodium quinoa (quinoa) is the source of this 1992-nucleotide messenger RNA. RefSeq lists its product as uncharacterized. Gene Ontology annotation, molecular function: transposase activity; zinc ion binding; DNA binding. Gene Ontology annotation, biological process: DNA transposition. Bases 1 to 1992 code for a protein of 663 amino acids. The transcript is spliced from 5 exons. Lineage: Eukaryota; Viridiplantae; Streptophyta; Magnoliopsida; Caryophyllales; Amaranthaceae. The record is from RefSeq and is a predicted model, not a curated record.